AUGACUGAAGGCAUAGCCUAUGAAGAAGACCAAGUAGUAUGGGCAAAAAUACGAGGCUACCCAUGAUGGCCAGGCGUCGUAAUUUUUAUACAGAUUAGUAAAACUGAAAAAUCUAAUUUAAUAAGGCCAGUUGACGAUAUACAAUACACAGUCAAUUUCAUUGGGGAAAAUACACAGUAACUUAUAAUCAGUGCGUCGUUGUCAAGCAAAUAUUUAAGUGAUUUUGAAAUGCUUUACCCUCAGCAUUCCAAACUAAAAGGCAGAGCCCCAGGGAAUAAGUGGCUAUUAAAAUGCAUUGGAAUUGCAAAACAGCUUUCUGAUGGAAUUUUAAACGUUUCUAAUCUCCCAAGUAUAAACCAAAGUCUAAUAAAGAAAAAACACAAAACUAAAGCGGCUGAAGCUGAAAACAGCCAGCUAGCAGAGCCAAAUUUUAAACUUGAGCAGCUAAAGACGCUGCUUGAGGAAAAAAUUCACAGGAUCAGUGAGCUCCAAAUUUCCACAAAAUCAAAAAAAACCACCAAUAUUUUGGCUCGACAUGAAAAGCUGCUAUCAGAAUUCACUGAAGGGCUUAGUGAUGAGGAUGGAAAAGUCACUGAGAUCUGUAAAAGUCUAUCUGAAUUAAUCGAACUUGACAUAAAUGCAAAACUGUUAGCAAAAAACCCAAUUAAAAAAAUAGUAAAACUGUUGGCGAAUUCAUGCCAGAAAAGUGAUUGUGAAGUAUUAAAAGAGCUUGCUGAGGUGGCAUUAAGGCUGAGGGAAUAUUGGAAAAAAAUCAGGGAGAUAGGAAUACCAGUAGAAGGGUGCGAAAAAAGGUUUAGGACAGAAAAUGAUGAAACUUAUAUAGCUGAUAAAAGUUUGAGGAGAAGAGUCUGCUGUAAAAUUGCUAAAGUGCUAGAAAAUAAUAAUUUUGCAAUAGAAAAAGCACAAGAAAUCGCCUUGUCUAUUGAGAGAAAUUUAAGAAUGAAGGAUCCUUCUAUGUCUUCUAAGUAUAGGAACCACUUCAGACUUAUGAUAAAGGAUAUUAAAAAUAUCAGUCCAGCAGCUUACAGAGCUGCAACUGAGACCCAUUAG
Blepharisma stoltei is the source of this 1071-nucleotide messenger RNA. The record is from the annotation of a GenBank genome assembly. Lineage: Eukaryota; Ciliophora; Heterotrichea; Heterotrichida; Blepharismidae.